AUGAAAAUCGACGAGAAGUUCUUAAAAGAGAUCUUCUUAGAACGUCUGCCGACGUCUGUACAAACAAUCUUGGCCUCUGGCUCCGACGACCUAGAAAUAUCAAAGUUAGCGGAGAUGGCUGACCGUAUGAUGGAGGUUGAGCGUUUGUCAUCCCCGACGAUCGUUCAGGUGUCCCAGCCUCUCAACGUGUCCACCUCUGACCUGGCUGAACUAAAGACACAGAUUGCCCACUUGUCAGCGACUGUUGCCGCUUUGCAGCUGCGCCGAUCCCCCGGUCCCUCUCGACGUUCCUUCGGCCGUGACCGUCGUCGUUCCCGCUCUCGCCCCAGGACCGCCAACCUAUGUUGGUAUCAUGUCAACUAUGGCGACAAGGCGCGGCGCUGUGUCCCACCCUGCUCCUUCAAGUCCACGCAGGGAAACUCCUCGGCCGGAGAGUAA
Spirometra erinaceieuropaei is the source of this 438-nucleotide messenger RNA. The record is from the annotation of a GenBank genome assembly. Lineage: Eukaryota; Metazoa; Platyhelminthes; Cestoda; Diphyllobothriidea; Diphyllobothriidae.